AUGGCGGCAAGAGAGUCGGGUAGAGUUAAAGAUGGAGUCAAAAGCAGGGUCCUCGACGAUGCUGCAAGGAAGCGCAGAGCCAGAAAGGCAGUGGAAGCACUUGAGCAAGACAACUUCCAUGAGGACCCACACGCCGACCUGGUUAUGUCAAAGAAAAUACCCAAAUUUGCUGAUUCUAAUGAAAAACCAACUAGAAAAGGGAAGAAGGCAAGGAGUGCAGAUUAUUAUAAAAUGAGGUUUAGGAAAUCCUUUGCUCAAUUGGUUGAGGAAGAUGCUAAUUUUAGACCUGAACCUCCCAAUUAUUUGUCGGCACAAGCACCUCCAUCAAAAUUUCCUGACCGCCACUUCUGUGCUGUUUGCGGAUUUCUAUCGAACUAUACGUGCAUUCCGUGUGGAGCGCGAUAUUGCUCGGUCCGAUGUCUGGGCACUCAUUUAGAUACGAGGUGUCUGAAAUGGACUGCUUAGUUCCACGUACGUUUUCCUUACUUGUUCUAGCUUCUAAGAUUCCAAUAUCUAAUAAAUAAGUUUGUAAUAAUAAAUAAAGUAUUACUUACAGAAUAACAAA
This is a messenger RNA of Leguminivora glycinivorella, 565 nucleotides long. Its product is annotated as zinc finger HIT domain-containing protein 1. Gene Ontology annotation, molecular function: nucleosome binding. The transcript has 2 exons. Lineage: Eukaryota; Metazoa; Arthropoda; Insecta; Lepidoptera; Tortricidae. Gene Ontology annotation, biological process: chromatin remodeling. Bases 1 to 465 code for a protein of 154 amino acids. The record is from RefSeq and is a predicted model, not a curated record. Gene Ontology annotation, cellular component: Swr1 complex.